This is a messenger RNA of Closterium sp. Naga37s-1, 2019 nucleotides long. The record is from the annotation of a GenBank genome assembly. Lineage: Eukaryota; Viridiplantae; Streptophyta; Zygnematophyceae; Desmidiales; Closteriaceae.
CUGAGAGCGGCGUCAGCGGCGGAGGGGAGGGCGGAGGAGGGCGGGACGGUGGAGUGGAGUCGCGCGUGGUACGCCGUGGGCGUGACGGCUGACAUGGACGCGACUCGCCCGCACGCCAUCACCAUUGUGGGCCGCCCGCUCGUGCUCUGGCGCGACGCCGCGGGGUCGUGGCGCUGCUUCCUCGACCAGUGCCCCCACCGCCUCGUGCCGCUCUCCGAGGUGCGCCCUGCAAGCGCCUCCCAUCACACCUCUGUUCCCAUCACACCUGUUCCCAUCACACCUGUUCCCAUCGCACCUGUUCCCAUCGCACCUGUUCCCAUCGCACCUGUUCCCAUCGCACCUGUUCCCAUCGCACCUGUUCCCAUCGCACCUGUUCCCAUCGCACCUGUUCCCAUCGCACCUGUUCCCAUCGCACCUGUUCCCAUCGCACCUGUUCCCAUCGCACCUGUUCCCAUCGCACCUGUUCCCAUCGCACCUGUUCCCAUCGCACCUGUUCCCAUCGCACCUGUUCCCAUCGCACCUGUUCCCAUCGCACCUGUUCCCAUCGCACCUGUUCCCAUCGCACCUGUUCCCAUCGCACCUGUUCCCAUCGCACCUGUUCCCAUCGCACCUGUUCCCAUCGCACCUGUUCCCAUCGCACCUGUUCCCAUCGCACCUGUUCCCAUCGCACCUGUUCCCAUCGCACCUGUUCCCAUCGCACCUGUUCCCAUCGCACCUGUUCCCAUCGCACCUGUUCCCAUCGCACCUGUUCCCAUCGCACCUGUUCCCAUCGCACCUGUUCCCAUCGCACCUGUUCGCAUCGCACCUGUUCGCAUCGCACCUGUUCCCAUCGCACCUGUUCCCAUCGCACCUAUUCCCAUCGCACCUGUUCCCACCGCACCUAUUCCCACCACACCUGUUCCCAUCGCACCCACCUCAAUCUUAUCACUUUCCCAACCCCCCCCCUCCCCCCUCCCCCCCUGCCCAACGGCCACAGGGGCGCAUAGACUCAUCAGGGCGGUUGGCGUGUUCGUACCACGGGUGGGCGUACCCCUCUACCCGCUGGGUCAGAAUGGAGGUGUUAUAGGCGCAGCGGAUGCCCACCACAUGUAUUCCCAUCACCUGUUCCCGGCUCACCCACCUCCUCUCACCCCGCCCCCUCCCAACGGCACGGCCACAGGGCCGCAUAGACGCGGAGGGGCGGCUGGCGUGUUCGUACCACGGGUGGGCGUUUGCAGGCAGCGGCGCGUGCGAGCUCAUCCCGCAGGCCGCCCCGGAGCACCCCGGCCAGCCCCCCCGCGCCGUGUGCUCCCCGCGCGCAUGCGCCACUGCCUUCCCCGUGAGGGAGUUCCACAUGGCAAGGAGAAGGGCAAAGCGGGCGGCUGCUCGGCUGCUCGGCUUGCCUGUGCGUGUCCGCAGAGCAAGUGGGUUAGGGGCGAGGGGAGGAGGGGCAGUGGUGAGAGACAACUGUGCCUCCCCUCCCCUCCCAAUGCCCACAGGGGCGCAUCGGCUUGUCCGUCGCUUCUCAACAGUCCACCCAGCCAAUCGCCCCCACUCUCCCCGCUGCGCGCCCGUUACUCCCCCUCCCUUGCCCCCACUUCCCCCCGCCCACCCCAGGGGGUGCUGUUCGUGUGGCCAAAUGAGCAUUCGGCAGAGCAGGCGGAGGCGACGCCACUGCCGCUGCCGCACGGGGUGGAGUGGGACGAGUACGAGGUGCUGCCGCACUACACGCGGCGCCUGGCGUACGGGUAUGAGGUUCUGGUGGAGAAUGUGGUGGACCUCUCCCACUUCCCCUUCGCCCACCACGGCGUCGGCAUGACCACCCGCGACAAGGGCGGCCCUAUCAACAACAUCGGCAUGACACAAUCGGGCGUGAAGGGCUUUGAGGGGCCCAUCCACGUGUUUGGCUUCCCCACGUACCUCCGCUUCCAGGCGCCCCAACUCGUCUUCUACCACAGCACCCCCGCCGCCCCCCAAGUUCUCCUUCCUGCAGAGGAAGGCUGGGGCAGCAGCAGCAAACACGAGCUUGGUGACUUUUGA